Molecule: messenger RNA, 900 nt
Organism: Corylus avellana
Lineage: Eukaryota; Viridiplantae; Streptophyta; Magnoliopsida; Fagales; Betulaceae
Product: protein STRICTOSIDINE SYNTHASE-LIKE 11-like
Cellular component (GO): endomembrane system
Molecular function (GO): hydrolase activity
Source: RefSeq, a predicted model, not a curated record
GGUGUCGCCGGUCCUUCAUCCUUUGCCUUUGAUUCAUUAGGUGGAGGACCCUAUGUGAGUGUCCAGGACGGUCGAAUUCUCAAAUAUGAAGGAGCCACUGCUUGCUUUGUAGAGUUUGCCUUCGACGCACCAACCAGGUCAAGUGCGGUAUGUGAUGGCCAAAGUAAUUAUGAUGAUUUGGGAUCCACCUGUGGGAGGCCAUUAGGUUUGGAUUUCAACCCUUUAACGCAGCAGUUCUACGUAGCGGAUGCAUAUGUUGGGCUCAUGGUGGUGGGACCAAAGGGAGGGCUGGCCACCAAACUCGCCAGCGGUGUGAACGGGGUGCCCUUCCGCUUCCUUUACGGCGUAGGCCACGACCCUUUAACAGGAGAUGUUUACUUCACAGAAUUUAGUAAUGUUUACCAGCUAAGAGAUAUCACUCUGGCAGUAAACAAUGGCGAUGCAACAGGAAGUUUAUUAAAAUACGAUCCAUUGACAAAGCAAGUUAGUGUGUUGCUGACGGGGCUUUCCGGAGCUUCCGGUGUUGCAGUUAGUGGUGAUGGUACAUUUGUUCUUGUCGGAGAGCUUAUAGGUAACAGAAUUAAGAGGCUUUGGAUCAAAGGUCCUAAAUGUAAUACAACGGAAACUUUCAUAGAGUUCCCAGGAAGAGUAAAUAGAAUAAGGAGAACCAUAUUGGGAGAUUUUUGGGUGGCUGUCAAUGUAGUAAUAAAUCCGGUUACCAAUGUCACUCUACCCACCGGGAAAGGGAUUAGUCCAUUUGGCACUGUUUUGGAAACAGUGACAGUUGACAAGGAAUAUAACAACACCAGAAUCAGUGAAGUUCAAGAGCAUCUUGGGAAAUACUAUGUCGGUUCUCGACAUGUGAAUGUGAAUUUCGUUGGUGUUUAUGACACCAUCUAA